AUGGGGGAAGACCCCACGGGAAUUGUUUAUGAAAUUUACAUUUCAAACUAAUGCAAUUAUAUCUUCAUAAUUUGGGUCUCUUUUGCUUAUACACUCGAAUGAUUUGAGCUCAAGAUAAACAUGCUCUUUUCAGUCUGGGUGAUUUUACCUGUAAAACAAAGCUGAAGCUUAUUCAGUCUCCCACUCACGCCCCCCGGUAAAAGGGGUUUCCUCUGAUUCUUCAGUUUCAUGCGAUUUUCCAUGAUGGAAAAUGAUGUUUCCUUUGUAGUAAGAUGAGAGAUUUAGGGGUCGAUUCAGUUUAUAGAAAAAAUUAGAGACAGAAAGCCAGCUAUACUUUUGUUGGUUUGGGAAAAUCUAGAGAGAGAGAGAGAGAGACAACCGGGUUUGGUUUUGUUGUUUUGCUUUUGUCGGGCACUUUUAGCUGUUAAGGAGGAUUUCCAUUAUGGAAGCGAGAGAAAAAGUGUUUAUUUGGGAUUUUCAUUGUUUUAGAGACAGAUUCCUGGGGUUUUGAUGGUUAAAGUUUCUUAUUAUGACGGACAGAAUAAGCACUGUUUGAUAAUGUUGGUUGAGCCAGAAAGUAGAAUGUUCUUGUUUUGGGGCUAAAGGAGGUCAGUGAGUUUCUUAAUAAGUUUAUUCUGAAUUGAAGGUGAUGCUGUUUAAUGGAAGAGCGAGUCUUUAAGAUUUCUUAGCAUGGCUGUGGUGAGUCCUGUGCCUGCAAUCCCACGAAGUUUCGGUUCUGUGAGGUUGCCUCAAGAUUUUGGGGUCACCAGCAACAUGGCUGGGAUGGGAGAAAUUGUAGAGGAGCCUGAAACAGGUGUGGUUAAUGACACUAUCUACGUUGCUGUGACAAAAGAUUUGAAAGAGAGCAAGUCAAAUCUGACAUGGGCGAUACAAAACUCUGGAGGAAACAAGAUUUGCAUCCUCCAUGUUCAUGUGCCUGCAACUAUGAUCCCCUUGAUGGGUACUAAAUUUCCGGCCAGUUCACUGAAAGAAGACGAAGUUGAAGCAUAUAGGGAACUUGAAAGGCAAAACAUGCAUAAGAGUAUAAAUGAAUAUAUUCUCUUCUCUUCACGAAUGGGGGCCCGGGCAGAGAAGUUGCAUAUUGAAAUGGAAUGCGCUGAGAAAGGUAUUGUAGAGCUUGCCUUUCAGCAUGGCAUCCGUGAGCUUGUCAUGGGAGCAGCAUCUGAUAAUCGUCAUUCUAGGAAAAUGAUGGACCUCAAAUCUAAGAAAGCCAUUUAUGUGCGGGAACAUGCUCCAGCUUAUUGUCAAAUACGGUUUGUCUGCAAAGGGCGCCUUAUACACAAUAGAAAUCGCUGUUUGGGUGAUGGUAAUGAAGAGGCUGCAUCACCUUUGCCGCAGCAUAGGCCAAGCCCUGUGCAUUCACUUCACCUGAGAUCCCAAUCUAUUACGUUGGGGCAGAAUGAUCGGGCAAGACUCAUCAAUGAAAAGCUUGAGUUACUUCGCAGAGCAAGGUCUGCUAUUGCUGGGCAAGAACGCAAAACAGUGAUCUUUUCUUCUCCAGACACUGAAGGGUUUUCCAGUCCAAGUAACAGAUUGAGUGCAGAAGUUAGUAGUGAUGGGUCAGACGGGCUGUUAAGAAAGAGUCCUUCAGUUUUCUCAACAUGUUCUGAAAGUGGAACUGCUGAAGUGGCAUUGACUCCAAAAUUGAUUUCUGAGGGGAGUGAGAAUGUGAUAGACUCAAGUGAAUUUUCUCCAGCUAUAGCAAGCCUCUGUCGUUCAUCUCCUCCUAGCGUACUGCUACUCCUAAUUUCAAGCAAUGGAGGAAUGGAUGAUACUCUCUACUAUCAGCUUGAACAGGCCAUGUCUGAAGCUGAGAGUGCAAGGCGGGAUGCCUUUCGAGAAACACUUAAGCGUGGGAAGGCUGAAAAAGAAGCAGUUGAUGCUAUGCGCAGGGCUAAAGCCUCUGAAAGCUUGUACAAAGAGGUACUCAAACAAAGGAAACAAAUUGAGGAAGCACUAGCAAAAGAAAGAGAAGAACUUGAAGGGAUGAAGAGCCUGAGAGACAAAGUUAAGGAAGAACUUAGACUUGCCCUAGAUCAAAAGAUGUGUUUGGGGAGUCAAAUUGAAUCAUCUGAAUUCAUGGUAAGGGAGUUAAAACAAAAGAUUAUAUCUGUUGUGGAUCUGUUGACAAUAUGCAAGAAAGAAAGAGAUGAGUUACAGAUGCAGCGCAAUGAUGCAUUAAAAGAAGCCGAGGAGUUGAGGAAAAUAAAAGAAGACGUUUCAAGCACACAUGGGCCUGAGUUGUUUUCAGAGUUCUCUUUUCAAGAGAUUGAACAAGCAACGAGGAACUUCAAUUCAUCCCUAAAGAUUGGAGAGGGUGGAUAUGGAAAUAUCUAUAAAGGUGUCUUGCGUCACACCGAAGUGGCCAUAAAAAUGCUGCACGCAAACAACUCCUCACAGGGUCCCGCAGAGUUUCAACAGGAGGUUGAUGUGUUGAGUAAGUUAAGACAUCCGAACCUUAUUACACUCAUAGGAGCAUGCCCAGAAUCCUGGACUCUUGUCUACGAGUACCUCCCAAAUGGAAGCCUCGAAGACCGGCUCAACUGCAAGGAUAACACGGCUCCUCUAUCAUGGCAAGCUCGAAUCCGCAUUGCUGCUGAGCUCUGCUCUGCUCUCAUCUUCCUUCAUUCCUUUAGGCCUCACUGCAUAGUGCACGGAGACUUGAAACCCUCAAAUGUUCUACUUGAUGCAAACUUUGUUAGCAAGCUCGGUGACUUUGGAAUUUGCCGCAUAUUACCCAAUAUUGAGAGUUCAGGUGAUGAUACUACAGAUUGUUGGAGAACUAUUCCAAAGGGCACUCUAGUCUACAUGGAUCCCGAAUUUCUCGCUUCCGGGGAACUCACUCUGAAAUCAGAUGUUUAUUCAUUUGGCAUCAUAUUAUUAAGAUUGUUGACUGGGAGACCAGCCUUGGGAAUAACAAAGGAAGUGCAGUACGCAUUAGAUUCUGGAAAGUUUCAAUCCCUCUUGGAUUCUUUGGCCGGAGACUGGCCAUUUGUGCAGGCUGAACAGUUGGCUCGUGUGGCUCUGAGGUGUUGUGAGUUGAGCCGGAAAAAUCGGCCAGAUCUCAGGUCAGAUGUCUGGAAAAUACUGGAAGCGAUGAGUGCUUUUUCUGGAGGCACAUACUCCUUCAAGCCAGGUUAUGAAGGGUCUGACCAGCCUCCUUCAUAUUUUAUUUGUCCAAUCUUUCAGGAAGUGAUGCUAGAUCCGCAUAUCGCAGCAGAUGGUUUUUCUUAUGAAGGUGAGGCUAUACGAGGAUGGUUCGAUAGUGGUCACUCCACGUCACCCAUGACAAAUGCGAGGCUUGAACACCAUAAUCUUGUCCCGAACCAUGCUCUUCGUUCCGCAAUUCGGGACUGGCUACAACAUCACUGAACAAGUUCUCUCUUCCCACUUCCUGUUGUUUAUAUUUUACCAGUUUUUUGGGAAAAAGUUCGGUACAUAGAUUUCUUCAAUCAAUUUUGUUACAAUGAACCGUGUAUCCAAGCUGUGUUGUUGUAUAGCUUAGAUCAUUAUUUGGGAAAAAGUAGGAUGGUUCAGAUAUUCUAGAUCUUUGUAGAUUGGAUUUAAUUAUAUAUUUACUAGUCAUUAAAUAUGAAUUUUUAUUUAUCAAA
This is a messenger RNA of Prosopis cineraria, 3632 nucleotides long. RefSeq names its product U-box domain-containing protein 33-like. Lineage: Eukaryota; Viridiplantae; Streptophyta; Magnoliopsida; Fabales; Fabaceae. Gene Ontology annotation, molecular function: protein kinase activity; ATP binding; ubiquitin-protein transferase activity. The record is from RefSeq and is a predicted model, not a curated record. The coding region runs from base 691 to 3393 and encodes 900 amino acids. Gene Ontology annotation, biological process: protein ubiquitination; protein phosphorylation. The transcript is spliced from 9 exons.